This is a messenger RNA of Menidia menidia (Atlantic silverside), 747 nucleotides long. The record is from the annotation of a GenBank genome assembly. Lineage: Eukaryota; Metazoa; Chordata; Actinopteri; Atheriniformes; Atherinopsidae.
AUGGCGGCCACCAUCGGAAGACUCCUCAGGACCUCGGCACAGGUUGCAGCAGCUGGGCUCAGAGUUCCGGCAGCCUGUCAUCAUGGAGCCCGUGGGGCCGCCAGGUUCCUCGCCGCCCCCGCACUUCAGAAAUCCUGUUUCUCCACCACCACUUCCAGAUGGACCCCUGCUGUCACUCAGCCGGCUCCCGCCUUCAAAGCCACAGCUGUCCACGAUGGGGAGUUCAAGGAGCUGAGUCUGGAGGAUUUCCACGGCAAAUACCUGGUUCUUUUCUUCUACCCGCUGGACUUCACGUUUGUGUGCCCGACCGAGAUCAUCUCGUUCAGCGACAAAGCCAGCGAGUUUCACGACAUUAACUGCGAGGUGGUGGGGGUGUCGGUGGAUUCCCACUUCACCCACCUGGCCUGGGUCAACACUCCACGGAAGGCUGGAGGCCUGGGCCACAUCCACAUCCCCUUACUGUCGGACCUCAACAAGCAGAUCUCCAGAGACUACGGGGUCCUGCUGGAGGAUCCGGGCAUCGCUCUGAGGGGACUGUUCAUCAUCGAUCCACACGGCGUGGUGAGGCACAUGAGCGUGAACGACCUGCCAGUUGGCCGCUGCGUGGAAGAGACCCUCCGUUUGGUGAGGGCAUUUCAGUUUGUGGAGACUCAUGGAGAGGUGUGCCCGGCCAGCUGGACCCCCGAGUCCCCGACAAUCAAGCCGACUCCAGAGGGAUCCAAGGAGUACUUUGAACAGGUUAACUGA